AGAAAGAAGAAAAAGUUAGAAGCAAAAUGUCAAAAGUUUCUCUUAUUAGAUUGUCAUUGUUAGGGUUUCUGGUGAUCGCCGUCGUGACUCCAUCGGCUAAGUCCACCGUUCUCGGAGGGAGGUCAGAUGUUGGGAACGUUCGAACGAACAUGGAAAUUCAAGAACUUGGAAGGUACUGCGUGAAACAAUUCAAUUUACAACAACAGAGCAAGCAAGGUAACGAUGCAACUAAUGCAAGAACGGACACGGCAGUGUUGAGUCCGUUGAAAUUUAGCCGAGUUGAGUCGGCUCAGAAACAGGUCGUGGCUGGUACCAAAUACUAUCUAAGGAUUGCAGUGACUCAACCCGAUGGCACGAGCAGGAUGUUUGAUUCAGUUAUAGUUAUUCAACCAUGGCUUUUUUCUAAGAAGUUGAUCGAAUUCACUCCUGUUGCUAGUCCUGUCUACUAACUUCAUUUCUUUAUGCAACAAUAUCCAUAAUAUAAUCAAAAAGACCAAAAAUGUGUAUGAUAUGAAGGUAUUAACAAUGGGUUAAUAGUUGGUUUGUAAUGAUGUUUUACGUUGUUCAUAAAUAAAGGCCAAAGAUGUUAUAAAGA
Molecule: messenger RNA, 595 nt
Organism: Brassica oleracea var. oleracea
Lineage: Eukaryota; Viridiplantae; Streptophyta; Magnoliopsida; Brassicales; Brassicaceae
Product: cysteine proteinase inhibitor 2-like
Exons: 2
Coding region: 27-449 (140 amino acids)
Molecular function (GO): cysteine-type endopeptidase inhibitor activity
Source: RefSeq, a predicted model, not a curated record